Gasterosteus aculeatus aculeatus (three-spined stickleback) is the source of this 1081-nucleotide messenger RNA. RefSeq names its product stress-associated endoplasmic reticulum protein 1. Gene Ontology annotation, biological process: endoplasmic reticulum unfolded protein response. Gene Ontology annotation, cellular component: endoplasmic reticulum. The record is from RefSeq and is a predicted model, not a curated record. NCBI's taxonomy places the organism in Eukaryota, Metazoa, Chordata, Actinopteri, Perciformes, Gasterosteidae.
CUCUCAGCUGCCUCCUUCGGCUAGCAGUUAGCAUUUCAUUCGGACCGACAAACCGCCGUCAGAGAUUCGCGUGCAGCCCGACACUUUCACCGGUACCGCCGCGCUUCCACCCCUGUCCUCCUCCCGGUCGGUUCCGGACCCCCGUGGUGGAGCCUCAAACAUGUCGGCGGUGCAGCGGAUGAAAGUGGCGAACGAGCGGCACAGCAAGACCAUCACACAGCGGGGACACGUCCAGAAAACAUCGAGGCCUGUGAAUGAGGAGAAGUCUCCAGUCGGCCCGUGGCUUCUCGCUCUGUUCGUCUUCGUGGUUUGUGGAUCAGCCAUCUUCCAGAUCAUCCAGAGCAUCAGGCAGGGCAUGUGAUGACCAACCUGUCACAAGUGGGGGAGGUGGUAUUUUGACAUUAUGACCCCGCCCCCAACACGCUCGGGGUCUCCCCGUCCCGUGUUUUUCUACUCCCCCUCCUCACGGUGGAUGAAGCUGAUCAGAUAUUGGUUAUUGAUUACUGGCGGUGGUUCCUCCACUCUGACCAGAGAUCACCUGAAUGAGCCUUAUCAGGAAAGACUGCUGCUGCCAACGACACCUCUGCACAUUUCACAGUAAAAGACCUUCCUGUAGGCUUUUAUUGUGAAGGAUCCAUUUCAUUUCAAGUGGAAUAAUCAAAUGAGCUGAUAUGUUAAAUCCAAAACAUCUGCAAGACAAACAAACUCAUCGGAAAGACGCCAUGAAGCCUGGAAAUAAUCUGGGAUAUUUGUAUAGAACAGCUGCAACGUCAAAUCUGAUCUGAGGUCACAGCUUCAGUCUGACUGACGUGAGGUCAUGUGAGGACGUGUGGACAUAUGAAGACGUGUGAGGACAGGAGACAACUUCUAAAGACACUUGUGAAGACUUGUCAGGACAUUUGUGGACAUAUGAAGACUUCUGAGAACAUGAAAACUUGUAAGGACAUAUGACGACGUGAAAACUUGUGAGGACACUUGUGAGGACUGGACGAGCCAGUGAACUGCUGGUUUUUGAAGGUGAAGCUUCCAGCUGGACAACAAGCUCCACUUUUCUACAAAAUAAAGCAGAUAUUUUUCUCUA